Mesocricetus auratus (golden hamster) is the source of this 6453-nucleotide messenger RNA. It is a transcript of the gene Dip2a, whose product is annotated as disco interacting protein 2 homolog A. Gene Ontology annotation, cellular component: cell surface. The transcript is spliced from 37 exons. Lineage: Eukaryota; Metazoa; Chordata; Mammalia; Rodentia; Cricetidae. Bases 113 to 4879 code for a protein of 1588 amino acids. The record is from RefSeq and is a predicted model, not a curated record.
UCGUGCCCGCGUCUGGGAGCAGCAGCCCCGGCCGCGCCCCGCCCGCUGCCGGCUGCGGGCAGCCGCUGCGGGUCUGCAGGCCCCGGGGGUGGGAACGUCUCAGCCACCGGCCAUGGCCGACCGCGGAUGCCCUCUGGAGGCGGCGCCGCUGCCCGCCGAGGUGCUCGAGAGCCUGGCGGAGCUGGAGCUGGAGCUGUCGGAAGGUGAUAUCACUCAAAAGGGAUAUGAAAAGAAAAGGGCGAAGCUGCUGGCUCGUUACAUCCCCCUCAUUCAAGGAGUAGACCCCUGUCUGCAAACAGAAAAUAGAAUUCCUGGGCCCUUGAUGACAGCAGCUGCACCCAAACCACAGAAGUCUCGGGCUACCAACUCAAGGGAUGAGCGCUUCCGGUCAGAUGUCCACACAGAAGCCGUGCAAGCCGCUUUGGCCAAGUACAAAGAGAGGAAGAUGCCCAUGCCUUCAAAAAGACGGUCUGUCCUUGUGCAUUCAUCCGUGGAAACCUACACUCCUCCAGACACGUCAUCCGCCUCAGAAGAUGAGGGCUCUUUACGGCGACCUGGGCGACUCACCUCCACUCUGCUCCAGAGCCAUUCCAGCAUCGAGCCCUGGCUUGACAGGGCCAUUCAGGGCUCGUCCACUUCAUCCUCUGCGUCUUCCACCUCAUCCCACCCGGGAGGGAAACCUGCUGCUGCUCCUAGUGCCGCCACUGCGCUCGCGGGCCUCGCGGCCCACACCCACAUAGAUCUGCACUCUGCCCCUCCCGAUGUCACCACCGGCCUCGCAGAGCACUCACACUACGAGCGUCCACAGGUGGCGUCUGUGAGAGGCGUUCCCCGGGGGCACGGCAGGAACGUGCUGGAAACUGCAGAUGGUGUGCCCGUGAACAGCAGAGUGUCCUCCAAAAUCCAGCAGCUGCUAAAUACCCUCAAGAGGCCAAAGCGCCCUCCCCUGAAGGAGUUCUUUGUGGAUGAUUUUGAGGAAUUACUGGAAGUUCAACAACCGGAUCCAAAUCAGCCCAAGCCCGAGGGCGAGCAGAUGGCGGUGCUGCAGGGAGAGCCUCUGUCGGUGGGAACUCCUGGGCCACCGUCUCUGCUGGCCGCACUGCAGCUCUGGGGCACAACACAGCCUAAAGCCCCCUGUCUGACUGCCUUGGAUACAUCUGGGAAAGCCACCUACACGCUCACCUAUGGAAAACUUUGGAGUCGGAGUUUAAAAUUAGCUUAUACUCUAAUUAAUAAACUGACUAGUAAGAAUGAACCACUACUUAAACCUGGAGACAGAGUGGCACUUGUGUUUCCCAAUAGUGAUCCUGUAAUGUUCAUGGUUGCAUUUUAUGGGUGUCUCCUGGCGGAGCUGGUUCCUGUGCCUAUAGAAGUGCCGCUGACAAGAAAGGACGCAGGCAGCCAGCAGGUUGGCUUUCUCCUGGGCAGCUGUGGGGUGACCCUGGCCCUGACCACGGAUGCUUGCCAGAAGGGCCUUCCCAAGGCACCGACAGGAGAGGUGGCAACUUUCAAAGGUUGGCCCCCCCUCGCCUGGCUGGUAAUUGAUGGAAAGCAUCUCACCAAGCCUCCUAAAGACUGGUACCCGCUGGCUCAGGACACGGGGUCCGGGACUGCCUACAUUGAAUAUAAAACCAGCAAAGAAGGCAGCACGGUAGGGGUCACUGUGUCACAUUCAUCCCUGCUGGCACAGUGCCAGGCUCUGACCCAGGCAUGCGGGUACAUGGAAGCUGAAACAUUAACGAAUGUGCUGGACUUCAAAAGGGAUGCUGGUUUGUGGCAUGGAGUCUUAACAAGUGUCAUGAAUAGGAUGCAUGUCGUCAGCAUCCCCUAUGCACUGAUGAAGGUCAACCCACUCUCCUGGAUUCAGAAAGUGUGUUCCUAUAAAGCUCAGGCUGCUCUGGUGAAGUCCCGAGAUAUGCACUGGUCUCUCUUGGCGCAGCGAGGUCAGAGGGACGUCUGUCUGAGCUCUCUGCGCAUGUUGAUAGUGGCUGAUGGCGCUAACCCAUGGUCAAUAUCUUCCUGUGAUGCCUUCCUCAACGUCUUCCAGUCCAGAGGUCUGAGGCCGGAGGUCAUCUGUCCCUGUGCCAGUUCUCCCGAGGCGCUAACAGUAGCCAUCCGCAGGCCCCCAGACCUGGGAGGACCUCCCCCAAGAAAAGCUGUCCUGUCGAUGAAUGGCCUGAGCUACGGUGUAAUCAGAGUCGACACUGAGGAGAAGCUGUCGGUCCUCACUGUUCAGGAUGUUGGCCAGGUGAUGCCUGGAGCUAGUGCGUGUGUUGUGAAGGUAGAUGGUGCCCCCUAUCUUUGUAAAACUGAUGAAAUUGGAGAAAUCUGUGUCAAUUCUAUUGCAACUGGGACGGCAUAUUAUGGACUGCUUGGAAUCACAAAGAAUAUAUUUGAGACUGUCCCGGUCACUGCAGAUGGAGUCCCCGUGUCUGACCGGCCUUUCACCAGGACGGGCCUUCUGGGAUUUAUUGGGCCUGAUAACCUGGUCUUCGUCGUGGGCAAGCUGGACGGACUGAUGGUUGUAGGAGUGCGCAGACAUAAUGCAGAUGACAUUGUAGCCACCGCCCUGGCUGUGGAGCCCAUGAAGUUUGUCUACAGAGGCAGGAUCGCCGUGUUCUCCGUGACCGUGCUGCACGAUGACCGGAUUGUCUUGGUGGCGGAGCAACGGCCUGACGCGUCAGAGGAAGACAGUUUCCAGUGGAUGAGCAGAGUGCUACAGGCCAUCGACAGCAUCCACCAGGUGGGCGUGUACUGCUUGGCCCUGGUUCCUGCCAACACCUUGCCCAAGGCUCCUCUUGGAGGAAUUCACAUUUCUGAAACCAAGCAGCGCUUUCUGGAAGGGAUGCUACAUCCGUGUAAUGUGUUGAUGUGCCCUCACACCUGUGUCACCAACCUCCCCAAGCCUCGCCAGAAGCAGCCAGAAGUUGGACCAGCCUCAAUGGUUGUUGGGAACCUGGUUGCUGGAAAGAGGAUUGCUCAGGCCUCUGGGAGAGAGCUGGCCCACCUGGAGGACAGUGACCAGGCUCGGAAGGUACUGGGCAGCUGCUGGUGGGGGGCAGGUAACACCCAAGAUUCUGUGCAGAUGCCAAACCAUCCUCUCCGUGUGCAGUUCCUGUUCCUGGCGGAUGUGCUGCAGUGGCGAGCUCAUACCACUCCUGACCAUCCGCUGUUCUUGCUGCUGAAUGCCAAGGGCACAGUCACCAGCACUGCAACCUGUAUCCAGCUGCACAAAAGGGCGGAGAGAGUGGCUGCUGCUCUGAUGGAGAAGGGACGAUUGGAUGCUGGGGACCACGUGGCUUUGGUCUAUCCCCCAGGGGUUGAUCUUAUCGCUGCGUUCUAUGGCUGCCUGUACUGUGGCUGUGUGCCUGUCACUGUGCGACCCCCACACCCCCAGAACCUUGGCACCACACUGCCCACUGUGAAGAUGAUUGUAGAGGUCAGCAAGUCUGCAUGUGUCCUUAGCACGCAGGCCAUUACCCGGCUGCUCAAGUCCAAAGAAGCAGCUGCCGCUGUAGAUGUCAGGACCUGGCCAACCAUCCUAGACACAGAUGACAUUCCAAAAAAGAAGGUAGCGAGCAUUUUCAGACCACCCUCCCCAGAUGUGCUUGCGUACUUGGACUUCAGUGUGUCGACGACUGGGAUCUUGGCGGGAGUAAAGAUGUCACACGCAGCCACAAGUGCCUUGUGCCGCUCCAUAAAGCUUCAGUGUGAGCUGUACCCCUCACGGCAGAUCGCCAUCUGCCUGGACCCUUACUGUGGCCUCGGCUUUGCACUGUGGUGUCUGUGCAGCGUCUACUCUGGGCACCAGUCAGUGCUUGUUCCCCCACUGGAGCUGGAGAGCAACGUGUCCCUCUGGCUGUCUGCCGUCAGCCAGUAUAAGGCCCGCGUUACCUUCUGCUCCUACUCGGUGAUGGAGAUGUGCACCAAGGGCCUGGGCGCACAGACAGACGCCCUCAGGAUGAAAGGGGUGAACCUGUCAUGUGUGCGCACGUGCAUGGUGGUGGCUGAGGAACGGCCCCGGAUCUCAUUGACACAGUCGUUUUCCAAGCUGUUCAAAGACCUGGGCCUCCCUGCACGCGCUGUGAGCACCACCUUUGGGUGCAGGGUCAAUGUGGCCAUCUGCCUCCAGGGCACAACAGGCCCAGAUCCCACGACUGUCUAUGUGGACAUGCGGGCCCUGCGCCACGACAGAGUUCGUUUGGUGGAAAGGGGUUCUCCGCAUAGUCUACCAUUGAUGGAGUCUGGAAAGAUCCUCCCAGGAGUGAAGGUCAUUAUUGCACACACGGAGACCAAAGGGCCCCUCGGAGACUCACAUCUGGGCGAGAUCUGGGUGAGCAGUCCCCACAAUGCCACUGGCUACUACACGGUCUAUGGGGAGGAGACGCUUCAUGCUGACCACUUCAGCGCCCGGCUGAGCUUUGGAGACACCCAGACCAUUUGGGCAAGGACUGGCUACCUUGGCUUUCUUCGCAGGACAGAGCUGACUGAUGCCAGUGGAGAACGACACGAUGCAUUGUAUGUUGUUGGGUCUCUGGAUGAAACGCUUGAGCUGAGAGGCAUGCGGUACCACCCCAUCGACAUAGAAACCUCCGUGAUCCGUGCACACCGGAGCAUUGCAGAAUGUGCCGUGUUCACCUGGACCAAUCUGCUGGUGGUAGUGGUGGAGCUGGACGGUCUGGAGCAGGAUGCCCUGGACCUGGUAGCGCUGGUGACCAAUGUCGUGCUGGAGGAACACUACCUUGUGGUGGGGGUGGUGGUCAUCGUAGACCCUGGAGUGAUCCCCAUCAACUCUCGGGGUGAGAAGCAGCGCAUGCACCUGCGCGACGGCUUCCUGGCUGACCAGCUGGACCCCAUCUACGUGGCCUACAAUAUGUGAGCGUGGCUGGAGAGAGCUGGGUGUGUGAGCCGGCAGAGGUGUAAGGCAAAGAUGAGCUGCACUGUCGAUGUCCCGGGAGAUGGGAUUUCAGGCUUCCUCAGUUCACCCUGCGUGUGCUUUUCAGAUCCUCUCAGCAGCAUCCCGACUGUCAUGUGAGAACGUGUCUGAACCAACUAAAGAAAUGUUCUGGGUCUGCUGAGUAUAGUUACCAAAACAUGAGUGACCGGGAAGGGAGGGAAAGGCCUGGUGUCAUGCUGCGGACAUUGCUGACAUCAUGGCUGUUUUCUGCUAUGCUGCGAGCUUGCACUUUUUUAGGCUAAAAAAUAUUCCUGAUUCCUAAAUAUAUAAUUUCCUGAUUAUUUAUUCCCACUUGUAACAACAAACGUAUAUGUAAAGUCUAUGCUGGAGAGAACUUUUGAGCCACACCUGCCUAGGAGGGCUGAUGAAAGGAGCAGCCCCCGCCCCAUCUCUACGCCCACAGACUCCGCUGAGCCACACAGCUUCCUUUCCCGGUGAUUAUUGGAGCAGGUGUGCCUGUUUGUCUGCGUGUGUUGUCACUAAUGCUCAGUAAGUGCCAUUUGGACUGUUAGAUCUAUUUCCGAAAGAUAAACCAGCAUUUAAUUGAAAAUCACUUUCCUAGCCUAUAACUUAGUGACAUUUAAACUGCAAGUUCUCAAGACAUCACAAUAUUAAUUCUUCUCGUGAAGUAUACGUAAUUAUUCUUAUGAGCAGGUCUGGAAGCACGAGUGACAUCCUAGGGUCUGACCCACGUGCCAGCUGGGUCUCCCACACACUUGAGUCGCCAUGGGAGCCUGGUUCUCUAGGAUGGGCGCCACUGCAACCUCUUGGCUUUGCAUUUUAGUUAUGUGCCUAUAAAAUUUUGGCCAAACCAUUUUUAGUUAUUUUAUCUAAACUUGAAAUCCAAGUGAUCUAAUAUUGUACCUAAGUCAGAAAAGAGAAUGUAAAAUCUUUUAGAUACUUCGAAGAAUUUGAAGUUAAGCAUGAAUCUAAGAUUAUUUUUAUAUGACUAAUCAAAGAUUAAUGUUAUCAAGUUGUUUGGGUUUAGGGGCUCUCAAGGGUAGAGAAGUUUAUGAAUCAUGCCUACUUCACAGAAACAGCUAGAUUUUUCUAGAGUUAGCCUAGACUCGUUCUUCAGUGAGUCCAGCUAACUGGUCCUCCUCUCACCCUUGGAAAGCGCUGUGUGCAGGAGCCCUCUUGCUCACGGUAUCAUGUGGUGUAGUAUGUGGAAACAUACUGGAAUCUUAAUAACUCUGUUAUAAUUGUGUACAGAAUCCAUGUCACUAUUACUUGGCGUCAGAGGCUUAGCAGCAGACUGAUGAAGGUUCACAGUGGAUGACUGAGAACGGACUACCUAUCCACAGUCUCAACAUUGUUGUUUUAUAGUAAGCAGCGCUUGUAAACUUUUUGUAUUAAAAACUCAGUGGCAGUAAGAACGUAUCUGGUAAGUUAAGAUUUUAAGAAUCAUAUUAAAAUGUUUUAAAGUUACUCUCUGGGAAUUCUGUAUAUCACACUAAUUUUUUAUAUCAUGUUAAUAAAAGCUAUUGACUUUGUAA